Molecule: messenger RNA, 1991 nt
Organism: Scylla paramamosain (green mud crab)
Lineage: Eukaryota; Metazoa; Arthropoda; Malacostraca; Decapoda; Portunidae
Exons: 6
Coding region: 225-1859 (544 amino acids)
Biological process (GO): protein ubiquitination
Molecular function (GO): metal ion binding; ubiquitin protein ligase activity
Source: RefSeq, a predicted model, not a curated record
GAUAAGACGAUAAACCGCUAGUAAUUAGGGCACCAGAGACGAGUGGCAGGCGAGGCAGUGGUUGAGGAAGCUUCUGUCAGCACCACGUCUCUCAGGACUCAGCGGCGACGUGGUGCGAGAAGUGUACAAAAACGCGAAUUCCCUUGGGAGGCCUACAGCUAAUUCCCUUAUCGUUUUCCCCUGUGGCAGAUCUCAGUAAGUGAAGCCUUUGCAGUGAAGGCUUCAUGGAGUCUGCAACGAAGGAAGACCCGUUGGUGGAGAGGAACGGAAAGGAAGAGAAAUGCAGGGGCGACAACCCCGAGGACUGCCAGGUGUGCAUGACAGCCUUCGAUGACACCCUGCAGAGGCCGCGCACGCUGCCCUGUGGCCACACCUUCUGCACGCCCUGCGUCAACAGACUGACGGCGCGUGGCCAGGUGAUGUGCGCCACCUGCCGGCUGGGCCACCCUGUGCCCGAGGCAGGGCAGUUCCCAAUCAACUUCACCUUGGAGGCCUUCAUCACGCGGGGCAGCGACUCGGAUGCAGGGUCGACGUCUUCGUCACCCAGGAUGGCCAGGCGCGCCAAGGCUGGGGCGAAGGGCGGGGGUAGCCUUGGGAGGAAGAUACGCUCCAUGCUGCAGGAACAGGAGGCCAAGGUGGUGGCCGCCCUCGACGCCUGCCAGAAGGUGCAGUCACAGCUGGCUCAGUACCAGAGGACCCUGGCGGGGUGGGGCAGUCACCAGCAGCAGCUCGAGGACAGACUGCAGUCGGUGAUCAACGACAGCAAGAGUGCCCGGGUGCUGGUGCGGCAGGAGGAGGUCCAGGUGGCGGUGAAGAAGGAGGAGGUGCAGCAGGAGGAGCAGAGGCUGCACGGUGUGCUGAACGUCCUCCGCAGGGUGGCUACGGAGGAGGAGGCGGGCGUGGCAGUGGUCGACGUGGUCCACUGCACUCACGACGCCGAGGAGAUCCUGGAGGAGUGCCGGGUGAUGCUACCUGACGUGCACACAGUCACUGCCGCCAGGAGGGUGAGAGAGGCGUCCAUGGCAGCUGUGGAGGCUGUGAAGACCGUCCACGCAUCUCUACCAGCGCCGGACGCCCCUUCUGACGCCCUCUCUCCGCCCAUCGCCGCCUGCAUCACGGACAAGAUCCAAACACUCCUCACACCAACUCUGAAGGCUGCUGACCUUCACAAAAUGACCCCCGCAGCCCGCAGUCUGAUCCAAGCAGGCAUGGUGGUGGUGGUCACGCAAAUGGAGCACAAGAGACACGCGCGGAUGAGCCUGGAGGAUGGCCGCCUGUACCUCCACGCCCUGCAAGACCAGCCCCCGCCCCCCUGUGUGGCCAGGCUGCAGAUGAGCGAGGUGGUGCCCGCUGCGCCGCCCUGCCUCGUGUUCCUGGACCUUGCCUGGCCAGACGCCGCGCCCAGCAGAGUUCUCAUCCGCCUUAGCCCUGACACACCUAUGGGCCGCCAGUUCCUGCUGCUGUGUACUGGCCAGCGAGGACCCAGCUACGCCCACACGAGGCUGUGGCGCGUGAGAAACAAAGGAAAGGCUGGGGAGAGUGUCUGUGGCGGUGACUACGAAAGAAAUGAUGGGACUGGCGGGGCGUCAGUGCUACCAGAUCUGGAGGGCGGGCAGUACUGGCGGUCUGGGCGUGCAGGGGCGGUGUGGGGGUGGGCGCAUAGAGGUCCUGCACAUGGCACCCUCUUCGGCAUUGUCACCAGGGACAGGCAGGACGGCCGUGUGCUUAGCGGUGUCUUCGGCGAGGUGGUGCGUGGACUGGAGGUGGUGGUGGCUGCGGCACAACACCAAGACAUCAUGGAGGUGAGUGUGGUGGGCUGUGGCGUGGCGCUGUGUGGUGCCCUGGUGCCCUGCCCGUGACCACACCAAGGCAGGGACUGGUGGACUGCCGCGUGGAGAGGAGAGGUGAUAGAUGGAGGAAGAGAAGUGGAAAAGUGGAGAGAGAGAAAAUAUUUUAAUGUCAACAAGCUUCAAUUAAAACAAACUAAUAUU